AUGGAAUCUCAUAGAGAAGAAGCCCAAUUUGGAGUUGUUGUAUGUUUGAUCCGCUUUGCGAAGAUUGGGGCGUUUAGAGGUAAUCUCCAAGUCUCAAACUCAUUUGAUUCUUCGCAAUUUGUGUUCAAUCCUAACAUAAAGGAAGCAAAGGAUUUAAGAGAAGCUUUCAAAUUUAAUGACAAUUCUAUGAGCAUUUUUGAGACAAGUGAAGACGGGAAAGAUAUUGUUACUCAAGCCAACAGUGGGACUGGACAGAAACUAUCCAAUUGGAAAGAAUACGAAGAUAAAAAAUUAUCUGAGCUAUUGGGUUGCACACAGGUUGAGAAGUGCAAGGUUGUUGCUACAAUCUAUGCUAUAGAUACUGAUUAUGCAUGGUUUAGGCUUCAUAUGAUGGCUAAGGAUGAUACAGCUGAAGCAAAAUUUGUACUUCUUGAUUGGAUUGCAUGGCCAGUUAUAGGAGUAAAAGCCGAAAAUAUUCUGAAUGGUUCUUUGGAUGAGGUUGAAGAUCCUGAGUUAUUGCCUGAGUGUAAUACGGAUCUCGUGGGAAAGACUUAUAAGUUUGGUGUUACAAUUGAAAAAGGUGCUGAGAUUUUUAAGGUGCUUAAAGUCUGGUCAGUUUACAACACACUCAUGGUUGAUUCCCAGUCUGAAACCGCCUUGGAAAGGGAAACAAUAGCUAUCUCAGGCUCAGAGGUGUCUCUAUUAACUUACAGUGAUGAAAGCUCUAGCAAGAUGACAACUCCUUCAAAGUGA
This is a messenger RNA of Brassica oleracea var. oleracea, 753 nucleotides long. RefSeq lists its product as uncharacterized. The transcript is spliced from 7 exons. The coding region runs from base 1 to 753 and encodes 250 amino acids. NCBI's taxonomy places the organism in Eukaryota, Viridiplantae, Streptophyta, Magnoliopsida, Brassicales, Brassicaceae. The record is from RefSeq and is a predicted model, not a curated record.